Messenger RNA from Paralichthys olivaceus (Japanese flounder), 2170 nucleotides. The record is from RefSeq and is a predicted model, not a curated record. NCBI's taxonomy places the organism in Eukaryota, Metazoa, Chordata, Actinopteri, Pleuronectiformes, Paralichthyidae.
AUGACUCAUGACGUAGCUGGUGACAUCCAAUGGUCGAUGUCCUGUGUUUUGCUCAAGUGCUCUUACUUCAUUGAACACAUGGUACCUGACGGGACUCAACCAGACCUGACAAUCAGAGCUGUAAAAACCCAGCUUUACGUGUGCAGGGUGAAUGACCAAUUCUGUAACUGUGUGUUCAGCAAAUGGGUGAAAGUGAAGGUGUGGGACAUUGAUAAAUCAGGUUUACCAGUGCACUGGCAGGGCAAACUACACAUUGCGGUCAACCCAAAACCCCAGACCAUUAGACGAGGUAGACAACUCACUCUCAGCUGCGUUGCCUUUGGCAUACCUGCUCCGGAGUACCAGUGGUACAGAAAUGGUCUGGCCCUCCUUAACAUGACUGGCGACACGCUGCAGAUUGACUGUGCAACAGCUGCACACGCAGGAUCAUACCUGUGCUCGGUGACAAACAAGCUGGAGGAGAUAUGGACUAAAGCAGUCGACGUUGACGUCGCACUCACAGCCACAGACAAAGUUGCUCUACUUAUUGGCAACCUGAAUUACUCCAACCACCCCAGCUUGAUGGCCCCCAUCAUGGACGUGCACGAGCUGGCCAACCUUCUGCAGCAGCUCGGCUUCAGAGUGGUUUCCCUGCUCGACCUAACGAGGGAGGAGAUGCUGGCAGCAAUUGAAAAGUUCAUUCAGCUGCUUGACACAGGAGUUUAUGGCCUUUUCUACUAUGCGGGUCAUGGGUAUGAAUGCGCUGGGAGGAAUUACUUGGUCGCUGUUGAUGCACCACAACCAUACCGACCUGAAAACUGUGUGUGUGUGCAGAGGGUCAUGCACAACAUGCAGCAGAAACAGACGGCACUGAGUGUGACCCUGCUGGAUACCUGCCGAAAGUGGUACAACCAGGAUCGCAUACCUUCAGUCAUCAUGCCACUGAAACCCUUUGGGAAUACAGUUUAUGGUUACGGAACAUGUGAGGAUGCUGAGGCUUUUGAGGUCCAGGAAGGAGUGAAAAGUACUGGAAUCUUCACUAAGUACUUGAACAAGCACAUCCUGCUGUCCGACAAGGUCACACACGUCCUAGAGAAGGUUUCUGAGGAUUUGGGCAGAGACCCUUUAGUUACAGGUAAGCAGGCGGUGGAGAUCAAGCACACCCUUAAGGAACCCCGAUCCCUCGCAGAUCCAGUUCGCACUUCUGGCCACACAAAGGAACUCCACCUGCGAGAUGUCUGCUGGAGACAAGCAAAUGAGAUACCGCGGAAAAAGCGGCUAAGGUUUCUCUGCGGAGUGGAAGUGGAAGUCAGCUUCUCAGCCUUGUUCUCCAACGUUUUGGUUGCGUUUGCCACAGUGAAGACUGUCGGCCCCCGGACGCAGGACUGCACCGUGGCUCUGAGCAGUAUACCUCCUAUGGAAGACAUAUUUUCUGGCCCUGGCCGGUCAGAGGAGAUGGACUCUCUACUUUUUAACAACUCCAAUAACCCAGACUGCUCUUUGAGGAUUUGUGCACUUCAGAAGCUGAAGGAGUCGCUGAUCAUCAAGGUGGAUCUACACUAUACUCACACGGUCAGUAAGCUGCGUCAGACAGAAAGCCAACAUUUGGACACAGGAAGACCUCUGGUGGCGUCCUGCAAGUUAUACAGAGGGGGGAGUCAAGCAGAGAUUGUCAAGAAACAUGAAGGUGCCUCUGCUCAAAGCGUGGGCAACAUCUCAGGGAGCAAACUGACUGUGGCUGGUCCACGUCAACCUUUCACCAGGAAGGCAGAGUGUACUGCUAAAGUUGCAGUCACACGAAGCAACGAACCUGAAGAGAACGAUGAGACUGAACUGUGAGACUUCACUCUUCCAUAUAAGGGCCUUUCUGUUUCUAUUACUGUAAAUACUUACUACUUCAAUGUGUUUUUUAGCUGAUGUGAACAGGAUUUGAUGAUCAUGUGUCGUUAUGAUCAUGAUGAAUGAGUGUGUGAUUGAGAUUUGUUUAGUUUGUCUAUGAUUCUUAACUUAACACUGAAUAAAAAUGAACACUUUCGCCAACCGCUGAUUUCAUCAUAAAUUUCACAAUAUGUUAAAUAUUACUUGUACUACAGUUUUUCGUCAGUGGCAAGCUCGCUAGCCUGAUUUGUCAAAUAUAAACCAGUACUGUCGAUACCUUCUUGAUUGUCAAGCUGUUAUUAAAUGUCUUGGU